CAGAGUGAGUGUAUGCGUGCCGCUCCCUCGCCACCUGUGGCGCCCCCACACACACACUACCUCCUUAACAUCUCCCUCAGAAUGUCACGGUAGAACCCACAUCAUGCACUAGAGGAACGUGGAGUGACACGCUGAAGGCGACAGUGAGUAUUGUGACAUUUUUACGGAUUUGUGGUAGUGAAUGAAGUGGUGGAUUAUCAGGAAGGCGGGAAUACGAGUGCAGCAUCACUCCUGAGGGCAGGAGAGUGCAGCAUCACUCCUCAGGGCAGGAGAGUGCAGCAUCACUCCUCAGGGCAGGAGAGUGCAGCAUCCCGCCUGAGGGCAGGAGAGUGCAGCAUCAUGCCCGAUGACGACGGGAGAGUGCAGCAUCCCGCCUGAAGAUGACAGGAGAGUGCAGCAUCCCACCUGACGAAGGCAGGAGAGUGCAGCAUCCCGUCUGACGAAGGCAAGAGAGUGCAGUAUCCCGCCUGAGGAGGGCAGGAGAGUGCAGCAUUCCGUCUGAGAGCAAGAGAGUGCAGCAUUCCGUCUGAGAGCAAGAGAGUGCAGCAUCCCGUCUGAGAGCAAGAGAGUGCAGCAUCCCGCCUGAGGAGAGCAAGAGAGUGCAGCCUGGCCUCCCUCCCCAUAACAACAUAUACCUGUAAGGUGUGCAAAUGGGGCGCGAGAAGUGAGCCGUGAGGAACCUGAGCAGUGAGAAACAUAGGCAGUGAGGAACGUGAGCAGUGAGGAGCCCCUCACCAUGGUGCGGGCUGGGCUGCGGUAGUUGACCAGUGACUAGUAGCAAGUAGUAGGUCAAGAUGACUGAGGAUGGCGGGUCACGGCGUCCCUCCAUCGCUACUAUCUUCAACCCGCGUCGAGGGCGUGGGUCUGCGCCCUCACGCCCGUCGGUGGUGGUGACGGAUGAAGACUCGCCGGGGCCGCCCCUCCAGCUCUCCAACGGCUCCGGGGUGCGGGUGGGGUCUGCGGGUCUGAGUGGCAGCAGCACCACCCCGGUGGCCAGCCCCUCCAUCAACCUGGGCUCCCCCGUGCCCCCGCCCGACCCAGAGGCUGGCUCGGUGACUGACAGCCCCAGAGAGAACCCUCCCUCCAAGUGCCACAACUUUAGAAAAGCUGUCUUCUCGAAAACUACUAGAAAGAUCGUGGUCGGGUGGCUAGUGACGUGUUGCGUCACUGCGUCGUGGGUCGGGGCGACGCACCUCAUGAAGGACAUGUUCCUGCGUCAGGUCUCCGUCCCGGGGCCCCCGUCCCCCACGCCCCCCAACGGAACCCAGCCGCUCCCCACCUUCGUUCAGAAGCGGGUGUUUGACGCGCCGUUUCUGACGACGUGGUUCUGCACGGCGUGGACGGGGCUGUUCUUCCCGCUGUACAUGAUCUGUCACACCUGUCUGCGCCGCGACGACGUCUCCCUCAGACUCACACUCAAGACCAUCGCUCACAACUUCAGGGACCGAGGCGUCACCUUCAGCAAGUUCAUGACCCGGAGCUGCCUGUUCUGCCUGCUGUGGGUGGUGACCAACUACAUGUACGUGUACGCUCUUCGUAUCCUGGACUGUACGGACGUGAUGGCCCUGUACUCGGCCCACGUCUCCUUCGUCUAUCUCCUCUCCUGGGUCAUCCUCCACGACCAGUUCGUUGGUGUUAGGAUCGUGGCUGUGAUCCUGUGCAACACGGGCAUCGCCCUGCUCGCCUACAUGGACGGCAUCACCAGGACGAGGACGCUGGGAGGGGUCGUCCUCGCCGCCGCCUCUGCUGCUGGCUCUGCCGUCUACAAGGUGCUGUUCAAGAAGGUGAUAGGAGAGGCGAGCUUCGGGCAGGUAAGCCUUAUCUUCACGGUGAUUGCCCUGCUCAACACCAUCUUUCUGAGCCCUUUGGUGGCGGCCUUCUACUUCACUGGCUACGAGACAGUCCUAUGGGCCCACCUCCCCUGGCCCAACCUCUUGAUAGCUGCAGCACUCUCACUGGCUGCUAACCUCCUUGGUAACUUCGGGAUCGCCUUCACCUUCGAGAUCUUCAUCACUCUCGGUCUGGUCCUGGCCGUGCCCGUGUCUGCAGCCCUGGACAUCAAAUGGUAUAAGGUGAAGUUUGAGGGAAUGAAGCUAGCGGGUGUGGUGCUGAUCGUGUGUGGAUUCUUCCUGGUGCUCUUCCCUGCAAACUGGCCAGAGUACAUCACGAAGGUGCUCCGUUGGGGUCGUCACAGAAAACGGAACCAGCCUCGGCAGCAGCCAGAACCAGUGGACUACCGGACCGGUCUCAUCUCCCGCUCUCACCUCCGUUCCCCAUCCGGACUAAUACGAUAAUUACGUUGUCUAUACACGUACUAACAACUUUAACAAUUGUCUUCAUUACUGAAGACUUUUUAGUUUCCAUUAGUCUAGAAGAAACAAGUUAUACAGUGUUAUUAUGAAAAUUGUUGUCACAGAAACAUUUUGUGAUGUGGUUGCUAGAAAUGAAAAUACAGUACUGUACUAGUUGAAGAAAUGAGAUAUACUGUACACUGUACUGUACAUGGCUUUUAUGGCCAUUUUGAAACUAAAGACUUGCUGUUUCAUUGCUGGUAGCUUAGUACAUAGUAAAUGUAAUAAUAUAUAUACUGUAUUAUUAUAUACACCUGAUUACUGUAAUGCAACAUCCAUAUCAUUGAUGCCAGGUGAUUUUUGUCUGGGUGAAAUUAUAUAUAUAUAUAUAUAUA
This is a messenger RNA of Procambarus clarkii (red swamp crayfish), 2686 nucleotides long. The record is from RefSeq and is a predicted model, not a curated record. Lineage: Eukaryota; Metazoa; Arthropoda; Malacostraca; Decapoda; Cambaridae.